Messenger RNA from Strongylocentrotus purpuratus (purple sea urchin), 1058 nucleotides. RefSeq lists its product as uncharacterized. The record is from RefSeq and is a predicted model, not a curated record. NCBI's taxonomy places the organism in Eukaryota, Metazoa, Echinodermata, Echinoidea, Camarodonta, Strongylocentrotidae. The coding region runs from base 131 to 1006 and encodes 291 amino acids. The transcript has 3 exons.
ACAAGAUAACUAGUUAUUAGUCACCAGAGCUUCAAAGGAAACGGGAUCGAAUACCUCAAAAGUGGGAAUCGAAACAGAUCUACAUACAUACCCUCUCCUCAGCAGUGGAAACAUUUGUAGGCCUUAUAUCAUGUCUAGUUUAACUAAUCUGUUUGAUAAUGAGGACCGAUAUCAAGAUGUUUAUUGCAAUGGUUUCUCUCGGAUCGCCAUGAAAGAUGUCGUUCUCAAAGAAGUGUCUCAAUAUUUUGACGACAACGUGAUGAAGAAAAUGACCGACGCAUUUCCAGCAGACGAUCAAUUUAAUCUUCUUGGUGUUGGUGUAGGUGAAGGCCAUCAUGAACUUCACUUUCUAAAGAGUCUUGGAUCUCACUUCACGUCAAUAAGAAAUGUAGCUGUAGAGCCAAAUCAAAGCUUAUUCGAAACAUUCAAAACCAACGCAGCUGCAUGGAGUUCUGAUGAUAAAUCCAAUCAUGAUUCCCGGUGGUUCACUGGUCCUCUCUCGCAGUUCUUUUCUGAAAAUCCUUUGGCGAAGUGCCAGUACAACCUAAUCAGUGCUAUACACUCGAUGUAUCAUACUGGUGACCUUGAGACGACCUUCACCAGGCUGAUGUCAAUGCUAAAAGACAAUGGCAUCAAGAUCAUUGUAUUGUCAGAAUGCAAACUGAUAAAAGAAACCUUCCUUCAGAAUACAUGGCUCCCGUUAAGUUUCCGCGUAACCGGAAAAUCACUUUCUGAUGAAAUACGCAAGGUGUCCGAGCAAAAAGGAUAUACCGUUAGUACAAAGAAGCUGGAUAUAACGUUGGAUCUCACGGAUCUAUUUGAUGAGGAGUCGGAGCUAGGGGACAAACUAGCUGAUUUCAUAACGUGUACAGCGUACUUGCGGAAAACAGCAUCGGCUGAAAAGCUGGACGCAUUGAUGUCGUUUUGGCGGUCGUUAUGCUCACAGGAGGAAGAUGGACGCAUGCGCACGUUGUCACACGAAUCUAUCAUGGUCAUAUCAAAGUAAACGAGCAUAAACAUCAACCUUCUUGGAAAAAAAAACAGUCAAGAAAAAGACA